This is a messenger RNA of Hyla sarda, 2389 nucleotides long. Its product is annotated as carbonic anhydrase 9-like. Gene Ontology annotation, molecular function: zinc ion binding; carbonate dehydratase activity. The transcript is spliced from 12 exons. The coding region runs from base 115 to 1287 and encodes 390 amino acids. The record is from RefSeq and is a predicted model, not a curated record. Lineage: Eukaryota; Metazoa; Chordata; Amphibia; Anura; Hylidae. Gene Ontology annotation, cellular component: plasma membrane.
UUACAGGACUCUCCGGGAGACUAAUACGGGAUCAGAAAUAUCAACAUCAUUAAAAUUCACCAUCUGAGGGGAAAACAGGUUCAGAGCCGAGCAGCAUCCAGGAUACGGGCAGACAUGGGGCCCCGGGCUCUGUAUACACUACUGCUACUCCCCUGUCUUCUGGGGCCCCAUGUAAGAAGUGAGGAGCCCCCAGAGGGGGGUGAGGAGCACAAAGACCACCCACCAGGUCCAGGACAUCAUCACUGGAGCUACACAGAUAUUGCAGAGUGGGGCACUGAUUUCCCAGACUGUGGGGGGAUGGCUCAGUCCCCCAUUAAUGUGGACACAAAGAAUACAACCUUCGACCCUCAGUUGACGCCCAUCCAGCUCUCUGGUUACGAUCUUGCAGCUUCGGAAACAUUAAAGUUGGAAAACAACAAACAUACUGUGGUCCUUAAACUACCUGACAGCCUGAAGAUAGUUGGGGGUCUCCCUCAUAUUUACCAAGCAGCCCAGCUUCAUUUCCAUUGGGGGUCCGAGAGCAGCCCAGGGUCCGAGCACACUGUGAAUGGACGACGAUUCCCCGGAGAGAUCCAUGUGGUUCACUAUAACACUGAAUAUAAGAGCAUAGACAAGGCCAUAAAGCAGCCCGGAGGCCUUGCUGUGUUGGCGGCCUUCAUUGAGGAAGGACCUGAGGAUAACCCGGAAUACCAGCAUCUCCUGGAACAUCUGGAGGCGGUGACAGACGGGGGACAAAGUGUAGAGAUUCCGGGGUUUGAUAUCCGCGGGUUAUUACCGCAGCAGCUGGACAGAUACUUCCGGUAUAACGGGUCACUCACCACCCCGCCAUGCUUCCAAACCGUCAACUGGACUAUCUUCAACCAGACCAUUCUACUGUCUGCAAAACAGGUGGCGGUAUUGGAGGACACCAUCCACUUUGACCACGACCACCUCCUGCAGAUGAACUUCAGAGAUCCGCAGCCCCUGAAUGGACGUCGUGUGUUCUCCAGCUUCAGGGGUCCGGUCGGGGGCAGGAAGGCGGCUGGAGCAGCUCCUCAUCCCACAGUCUCCUCUCCGGAAUCUGAUGUCUCCUCCGCACAUGACCCUGAGCCAGGUGGGCACAGCCAGGAGGACCCCCCACUGGGAACAGGGGACAUGCUCGCCAUCAUAUUCGCCAUCCUCUUCACUUUCACGGCCGUGUCCUUCUAUGCAUAUGUAAGGAGAACCCGCAAGACGAACCAAAGGUCGUCAGAUUCUAAAUCCAAUGUCAUCUAUAAAGCGGCGACUGCAGAAGAGAACAUGGCCUGAGGGGCAGCGGAUGAGGGAUGGGGGGCUAUGAGUGUAUAUAGGCUAUAUUGUAGCAACACGAUGGGGGGAGGGAUGUCAACAAUAGAGGGGGUUCCGAGUGUGUGUGGUGGGAAUUGUCACAUGAUGGGGGGUAUUGUCACCAGUAGAGCUCAUCCCGGGUAAUGUUGGGGUCACCAGUAGAGCUCAUCCCAGGUGAUGUUGGGGGUCACCAGUAGAGCUCAUCCCGGGUAAUGUUGGGGUCACCAGUAGAGCUCAUCCCAGGUGAUGUUGGGGGUCACCAGUAGAGCUCAUCCCGGGUAAUGUUGGGGUCACCAGUAGAGCUCAUCCCAGGUGAUGUUGGGGGUCACCAGUAGAGCUCAUCCCGGGUAAUGUUGGGGUCACCAGUAGAGCUCAUCCCAGGUGAUGUUGGGGGUCACCAGUAGAGCUCAUCCCGGGUAAUUUUGGGGUCACCAGUAGAGCUCAUCCCAGGUGAUGUUGGGGGUCACCAGUAGAGCUCAUCCCGUGUAAUGUUGGGGGGGUCACCAGUAGAGCUCAUCCCAGGUGAUGUUGGGGGUCACCAGUAGAGCUCAUCCCGGGUAAUGUUGGGGGGGUCACCAGUAGAGCUCAUCCCAGGUGAUGUUAGGGGUCACCAGUAGAGCUCAUCCCGGGUAAUGUUGGGGGGUCACCAGUAGAGCUCAUCCCAGGUGAUGUUGGGGGUCACCAGUAGAGCUCAUCCCGGGUAAUGUUGGGGGUCACCAGUAGAGCUCAUCCUAGGGAAUUUUGGGGGGGUCACCAGUAGAGCUCAUCCUAGGGGAAUGUUGGGGGUCACCAGUAGCGCUCAUCCCAGGUGAUGUUGGGGGUCAUCAGUAGAGCUCAUAUUAAGGUGAUUUUGGGGGUCACCAGUAGAGCUCAUCCCGGGUAAUGUUGGGUCACCAGUAGAGCUCAUCCUAGGGGAAUGUUGGGGGUCACCAGUAGAGCUCAUCCUAGGGGGAAUGUCGGGGGUCACCAGUAGAGCUCAUCCUGGUAAUGUUGGGGGUCACCAGUAGAGCUCAUCCCGGGUAAUGUUGGGAGUCACCAGUAGAGCUCAUCCUGGGUAAUGUUGGGGGUCACCAGUAGAGCUCAU